UUCCGGUUUUUGCACAGCACCAAGUUCCACAAUUUGGAAUUAUUUUCUCGGCGACUCAUCUUACGGUUUAUUUUUAUUUUUUAGCCUGUGUUUCUUUUCCUUGCAUGCCAUCAAAAAUAUCGCGAGUCUUAAAUGAUGUCAAAAUCUCUAUCAUUUCGGUUGCAAAUAAGCUCCAUAAUGGAGAUGGUGGCUACAACGGCAAUAGAAGAAAUAUGCAAAAUUGUAGACAGCGAUUUCACUUUUUUACGACAAGAACUGUCUCGGGUCAUGAGUGAAAAUACAGUUCUUAACGACGAACUGCUCUGUCUCGGGAGCGAAAGACAAGAAGAAAGCACGCGCACCACAAAGGAAGAAACACGCGCUGGCUCCAAAAGAUAUCGCUCUAUUUGCGUUCAAACCGAAGAUGGAGCGCAGCCCUCAAUCAAAGGGAUAUUUGGAAAGGAGUGGUGUUCCAGUUUGUGGGAUCGGAGGAACGAGUCCAGAGAAGAUGAUCUAGCCAUCGAUGUCGACCUGUACAGUCUGUCAACUUAUAAGCACAAAGAACAAGAGCCCUCCAACCUGGUCAUAAUUAAAGAGGAGUGUUUUGAAGUGGACACUUAUCCCAGUUUUACAGGGAAAACAACCCAAGUUUCAAGAGGACAGCUGCCAUCUUCUGCAUAUGAGCCGCUGGCAGACUCAAAAAGUUUCGAUGGCCAAUUUGGGUCUGGUGAAUUUUCAGAGAUAUCAGAAAUCCAAAACGCAUCCUACGAUUCAUCAGACAAACUCUCUCCAGAAAACUCUAUUGAUGACACCGUCGACCAGUUAAUAGCACCAAUAGAGGAUCCACUGGAAUUUGAUGGUCACUCUAUACUCAACCAGUUUUCAGAAGAGCACAAUGGGCAGUUUCCCUCUGAGGCUCAAGAGGAUGGAGAAGCACAGGAAAUAUAUGAGGAUGCUGCAACCACGACAGAACAGUGUGAAAAGAGAGUAAAGGUACAGAAACCGCCAAACAACUUCAGUUGCUACAAUGGCGGGAAGGCGUUUCUCCGGAAAAACGCUGCCAAAAAGCGUCUCAGAAAACAUCGAUUUUCAAAGUUGGAAUCAAACGAAAAGUUUCAGUGCGACGUCUGCGGGAGAAGUUUUCAUUCAAGCACCAAUCUCUCGGUUCACUAUUUGGUCCACACAGGGGAAAGACCCAAUAAAUGCACUUUUUGUGGAAAAGGCUUCUCCCAGAAAGGAAAUUUACAAGUUCAUGAACGCAUCCACAGAGGAGAAAGACCUUUUAGUUGUGCCACCUGUGGAAGGAGUUUCACCCAGAAAGUUUGUCUACGAAAUCACGAACGCAUCCACAGAGGAGAACGACCUUUUACUUGUAUAACCUGCGGAAAGGGUUUCACUCAGAAAGUCACCCUCCAACAACACCUCAUUGUCCAUGACAGAUCGGCUAAACCAGUCAGGAAGAAACCUCCUAAUCGCCGGAGGAAAAAACAUGGCGAUAUAAAUUAUAGCUUUAUGUAGCACAAUUCUUUUGGGUGUUUCCCGAUUUGAGAUUGCGGUAGUUGUUUAAAAUUAAAUGUGAGCCGUGGUUGCAGGACCGUUGAAAGAAUGUCUGUGUGUGUAAUACUGUAGAUCAUAGCAGAAAUAUAUAGUUAGAUAUGACUGCGUAUUACUCCGUAAAGUUGUUAUCUCACCAACUAAUUUGUUUCUUCUGUUAAACCAAAGGCACAGCCUUUCUGGUGAUCUUUGACGUGGGCUAUAUAUAAGAUGUCUCUUAUGAUCAGCAAGGCUGCAGAAAUGUUAUGAAAACUACAGUAAAAACAGUAACAUUUUGAAAAAUUAAAAAAGAACUAAAAACUAAAAAUAACUUAUAUUUCAGUAUAUUAAAAAAGUUUAUUUCUGUGAUACACAACUGAAUUUUCAACGUCAUUACUCCAGUCUUCAAUGUCACAUGAUCUUUCAGAAAUCAUACUUCUAUGCAUAACUUAAUACAUAUAUGCAUACGUAAUACAUUGAAAUUUUCAUUCUUUAAAAAGUUCUGAAAAAUGUAUCAUGUUUCCAUAAAAAAAUGUUACGCAGUACAAACUUUUCAUAAUUGAUAAAUGUUUCUUAAGCAGCAAUUUGGAAUGAUUUCUGAUGAAUCAUGUGAUACUGAAAAUUCAGCUUUGCAUCACACGAAUAAAACCGAAAAGAGUUUAUUGAAAUUGAUAAUAUUUUAGCAUAUUUGUUUUUACUGUAUUUUUGAUCAAAUUAAUGCAAAAAAUAAUCACAUCAAACUUUUGAAUUGUGUACAUAUAGUCUAGUUAUAAAAACCACCAGAGCGGUAAAUGUAUCAGGCUUUAGGCUAAUUAUUUAUUUUUUCUGAAUCGAGUCCCUGUUAAAAAAUAUCAUAUUACAUUUGUUUUGGGCCAUUAGUGUAAAGCGCCAGUAACGCUACUUUUCUUUACGGAAACUAAUUUCAGUAGUAUGCAAUGCUUCUAGAAGUUAGUUGUUCAAGUUCAGAUGUCAACUAGAUUGCAUGUGUAAGCAAAUGUGUAAUUUCAACCAUGCUGAAUAAAAAAAGUGGCGUGCCGUGCAUGA
This is a messenger RNA of Carassius gibelio (silver crucian carp), 2556 nucleotides long. RefSeq names its product zinc finger protein 112. Gene Ontology annotation, molecular function: RNA polymerase II cis-regulatory region sequence-specific DNA binding; DNA-binding transcription factor activity, RNA polymerase II-specific. Gene Ontology annotation, cellular component: transcription regulator complex; PcG protein complex. The record is from RefSeq and is a predicted model, not a curated record. The coding region runs from base 133 to 1497 and encodes 454 amino acids. Gene Ontology annotation, biological process: regulation of transcription by RNA polymerase II. Lineage: Eukaryota; Metazoa; Chordata; Actinopteri; Cypriniformes; Cyprinidae. The transcript is spliced from 4 exons.